Molecule: messenger RNA, 333 nt
Organism: Ostertagia ostertagi
Lineage: Eukaryota; Metazoa; Nematoda; Chromadorea; Rhabditida; Trichostrongylidae
Source: the annotation of a GenBank genome assembly
UACUGGCCGUCCACACUAUCCAGUAUCGGAGAGUCGAGUCGCCAUUUUGCGGCAGCGAUUUGCUCGAGAGUACAAUGUAAUGAAGUUGCUCACUCGGCCGUAUGUUUCCGCGGAGGCUGAGUCUGAUUACUUUGCAUCGAGAAACGUGAGCGGUCUUGAACAAUUGCGAGAAGAAGAAAAGGCAAGGGCAGAAGCAUUGCGUAUGCCUGGGAAGACGCUGGACAACCAAGAUCGUACUCCACAGCUGUCAAUCCGUCACCGUCUCAUUUGCACGGACAUUCGUGGCGGCUUUCUAGUUGACAGUUGUGUUGACAUUCUGAGAAAUAGGGUAUC